ACGUGUAGGUUACGUUGAUGCUGGACGAGUGGUUACCAUCGUCCGUCCCCCGAACCAGCGUCCUAUCUAUAGCCCCAAAACCAGCACCCUGCGCCGGCCACCAUCCACACGAAGCCCCGGCCUCUCGACCCAACCCGCCUGCGCUCAUGGACGCUCCGGCGCGAUGGCCGAGGGUUUGUCGGUGGUCCUGCUGCCGUUUGGCCACAACAGGUCGCCCAGUGGAUGAUUCCAACACAUCCCCGCCGCUGCAUCACCGCCUCCUCCUGGGCAGGAUGGAGGCUCCCCUGGGGGCUUGAUGAGGCCGAGGAGCGUCAGCGAUGUGCGUCGGACGUGGAAGGCUUGCCGCGCAUGUGCGCCUCAUAGCGAGGUGGUGCACACAGGUGUGGCGCUGGCGGGGGGCGGCGCCGGGAAGGAUGGAGUUACAAUGCCGCUGCCGCUACUACUUCCAGCACCCGUGGUCGCGCAUCCUGGUGGCCUACUUGGUCAUCUUCUUCAACUUCCUCAUCUUCGCAGAGGACCCCGUGUCGCAUAGUCAGACCGAAGCGCGCAUAGCGGUGGUGGGCCACUGCUUCUCCUUCCUCUUCAACAAGUACCCCGGGGGCGGCUGGAGUGUCCUCAAGGUGAUGAGCUGGAUCGUGGCCAUUUUCCUCGGCCUUCUAGCCGGGAAGUUCAUCUUCCACCGACAGCUCUUUGGUCGAUACCUGCGUCUGAAAAUGUUCCGCGAGGAUCACGGCUCCUGGAUGACCAUGUUCUUCAGCACCAUCCUUUCCCUCUGCAUCUUCUCCAACAUCUACAACCUCAUCCUGCUGAUGGCUGGGAACAUGGAGUCGCACAUGAUUACCGACCAGAUGGGCAUCAAGAACGAGGUCUUCAUGAAGUUAGCUGCAAUGGGCACCUGGAUGGGGGACUUUGUCACGGCAUGGAUGGUGACAGAUAUGAUGCUGCAGGAUAAGAAGUACCCAGAUUGGGGGAAAGCUGCCAGACGGUUCUGGAAAAAAGGCAAUCAUAGGAUUGUCCUCUUCUGGACCGUGCUCUUCUCGCUGACGUCACUCGUGGUUCUGUUCAUCCUCACCAAUUGGAUCAACUGGGACAGACUGAACCGAGGCUUUCUGCCCACCGAUGAGCUCUCCAGAGCCUUCCUGGCCUCCUUCAUCUUGGUCUUCGACCUCCUCAUUGUCAUGCAGGACUGGGAGUUCCCUCACUUUAUGGGAGACCUGGACUUGAAUCUGCCGGGAAUGUCCACCGCACAUAUGCAGUUGCAGCUUCCUCGUUGGACGAAAAUAUUUAAAGAGGAGUAUCGAAUUCACAUCACCGGCAAGUGGUUCAACUACGGUAUCAUCUUCCUAGUCCUCAUUUUGGACCUCAACAUGUGGAAGAACCAGAUCUUCUACUCGCCCUUCGAGUAUGGUCAGUAUGUGGGGCCCGGCGACAGGAUCUACAUCGUGUACGACGCCGACACGCUCAAUAAUCUCAAUAUCAGCACGCUGACCUUUACCUGGCGCUCCGACAAUGUGGAUCCUGCCACCAACCGCAGCUACACGGAGGGAGACCUUUUGAUGUACAGCCGCUACAUCGGCCACGGCAUGAACACCAAGUUCAUGGCCUUCAUCCCAACCCUGGGGGCGUUCGUCCUCUUUGGCUCGUUCAUCUCGUUGUUGGGGCGCUUCCAGAAAAGCGAGAACUUCCAAAACCAAAACAAGGACAAAAGCUAUAAGAGGAUCCAGAGGAAGUCCCCAUCGGCGUGCAGCAAGGAGAUGGGCGUCACCCCUGAGGAGACGGACAGCGCCGUGAUUAAUAGCCUCAAACUACUGGGGAUGCCGGUGCUGCUCUCGCCGGACGCAACGAUUACGGCGGAAACCCAAGAGACGAACCCGAGCGUUGUGAUUGACAACGUGGCUCAGGAAGAACUGGACGUCUUUUCUGACCCUAACACACACGCACCCGAAUCCUGAUCUUUGACCUGAGAGACAUGUAGCAUUUCCUUGUCCCCCUCUAAGCAAACCUAUUCAGACUAUAAAUAGCGGGAAUGUUGGUAAGGUACUCGCCUUUCUUAAGUUCUCAUCUACUUUGGUGCCUUUCAUCGAGGCCUGUUCCGGAUCCCUUGACCCUAUCAGGAGGCGACGGUUGUGCCUUGAAAUUUCAUACACAGUCUAAUUAUGCUUGUGUGAUAACACACAUACACUAUUUAUGACCUGCUGCAUUUAUAUUAUUGUAUCCUUCUUGGGUGUAAUCAUUUCCUAGACGUGUUUACAAACAUUUGUACUUAAAGCAACAACACUUGAAAUCACUACGAGUCCACACACGUCUUAAAUAUACUGUUUGUUACUAAAUAGAAGCAGACUCCUUAUCAUUGGCGGAAGAACAGUCCAGAAUACAGAACAGGCCAAAAGCUUGAACACACCUUCUCAUUUAAUGGGUUUUCUUUAUUUUCAUGACUAUUUACAUUGUAGAUUGUCACUGAAGGCAUCAAAACUAUGAAUGAACACAUGUGGGGUUCUGUACUUAACAAAAAAAGGUGAUUAUACCAAAAACCGGUUUUGUACAAACCCCUUUUCCAUAUGGGUUGGGAAAUUGUGUUAGAUGUAAAUGUAAACGGAAUACAAUGAUUUGCAAAUCCUUUUCAACCCAUAUUCAGUUGAAUGCACUACACAAUCAAGAUAUUUGAUGUUCAAACUUUUUUUUUUUUCAAAUAAUAAUUAACGCGCCAAAGUAGUUGGGAAAGGGCAUGUUCACCACUGUGUUAUAUCACCUUUUCUUUUAACACCACUCGAUAAACGUUUGGGAACUAAGGAAACUAAUUGUUGAAGCUUUGAAAGUGGAAUUCUUUACCAUUCUUGCUUUAUGUAGAGCUUCAGUCCUUCAACAGUCCGGGGUCUUGUUGUCGUAUUUUAUGCUUCAUAAUGCGCCACACAUUUUCGAUGGGAGAAAUGUAUGGACUGCAGGCGGGCCAGGAAAGUACCCAUACUCUUUUACGACGAAGCCACGCUGAUGUAACAUGUGGCUUCGCACUGUUUUGCUGAAAUAAGCAGGGGCGUCCAUGAUGAUGUUGCCUGGAUUACAACAUAUUUUGCUCCAAAACCUGUAUGGACCUUUCAGCAUUAAUGGUGCUUUCACAGAUGUGUAAGUUACCCAUGCCUUGGGCACUAAUACACCCCUAUACCAUCACAGAUGCUGGCUUUUGAACUUUGCGCCUAUAACAAUCCUGAUGGUUAUUUUCCUCUUUUUUCCGGAGGACACCACAUCCACAGUUUACAAAUAUAAUUUGAAAUGUGGACUCGUCAGACCACAGAACACCUUUCCACUUUUCAUCAGUCCAUCCUAGAUGAGCUCGGGCCCAGCGAAGCCAGCGGCAUCCCUUUGUGUUGUUGAUAAAUGGCUUUCGUUUUGCAUAGUAGAGUUUUAACUUGCACCUAUAGAUGUAGCGACCAUCUGUAGUUACUGACAGUGGUUUUAUAAAGUGUUCCUGAGCCCAUGUGGUGAUAUCCUUUACACACUGAUGUCGUUUUUUGAUGCAGUACCGCCUGAAGGAUCAAAGGUCUGUAAUAUCAUCGCUUACGUGCAAUGAUUUGUCCAGAUUCUCUGAACCUUUUGAUGAUUUUACGGACCGUAGAUGGUAAAAUUCCUAAAUUCCUUGCAAUAGCUCGUUGAGAAAUGUUGUUCUAAAACUGUUCGACAAUUUGCUUAUAAAUUGCUGACACUCGCCCCAUCCUUGUUUGUGAAUGACUUAGCACUUCAUGGAAGCUGUUUUUAUACCCAAUCAUGGCACCCACCUGUUCCCAAUUAGCCUGCACACCUGUGGGAUGUUCCAUAUAAGUGUUUGAUGAGCAUUCCUCAACUUUAUCAGUAUUUAUUGCCACCUUUCCCAACUUCUUUGUCACGUGUCGCUGGCAUCAAAUUCCAAAGUUAAUGAUUAUUUGCAACAAAAAAAAUGUUUAUCAGUUUGAACAUCAAAUAUGUUGUCUUUGUAGCAUAUUCAAAAGAAUAUGGGUUGAAAUGAUUUGCAAAUCAUUGUAUUCCGUUUAUAUUUACAUUUAACACAAUUUCGCGACUCAUAUGGAAACGGGGUUUGUAUUCUAGUUCCUUCAAAAUUGCCGCCCUUUGCUCUGAUUACCGUUUUGCACACACUUGGCAUUCUCUUAAUGAACUUCAAGAGGUAGUCACCUGAAAUGGUUUUUACUUCACAGGAGUGCUUUAUCGGGGUUGAUUAGUGGAAUUUCUUGCUUUUACCCUUGGGGAUGGGACCAUCAGUUGUGUUGUGAAUGAGAAAGUGUGUCCAAAAACUUUUGGACUGUACUGUAUAUGAGAGUCAAUAAAAAGAGACCUGUCACCUUACAACUUGAUCAGUAAAAUUCUGGUAGUAAUUCAAAAGUUUUUAGUUUUUUUUAUAAAUGAACUCCUUAAAUGUAAUAGAGAUGAAAAUUACUUAACAUUCCAACAAGUCAGGAUAAGGUUGAAAACUGACACAUUUUUUCCAAAAGCGUUCUUUCGAUUAUCGCAGGGGUUACCUUAGGUCAGGGGUGCCCGUUACGUCGAUCGCGAGCUACCGGUCGAUGGCGGCGGGUGUGUCAGUCGAUCACCAGCCUGGCAUUGAAAAAAUAGACCUAAAAAUUAGCGAUCAUCAAUCCUCACAAUGAUGUCACUUCCGCCACUUGAUUGACAUUCACGGCACCCGAGGGUCUUGUGAGAUGACGCUGGCUGCUGCCAGAUCGUUAAGAAAAAUCAACCGACAGGAAGGCGAGAAACACUUUAUUUCAACAGACUGUUGCGCCGUACCUGCCGUCAAAACUCUAAAGACAGACUGCACAGUUCCUGUCUUCACAAUAAAAGCGCUGCUCCAUCCUGCCUGCGCUAACAAAAUACCGUAUUUUUCAGACUAUAAGUCGACGUUUUUUUCAUAGUUUGGCUGGAAUGCAACAUAUUCUCCGGACCGACUGUGGGACUGUGUGAAAUUAUUAACACAUUACCGUAAAAUAUCAAAUAAUAUUAUUUAUCUAAUUCGCGUGAGCGAUGAAGAAAAUGUCCGCAAUCAUCAAAUACACGCCAGCCAAUAAGAAUUUGGCGGGGGCGGGUCAUGGCAGAACUGCAUUGUGGGUCAUGAUAUGCUAUAGCAGGGGUCACUAACGCGGUGCCCGCAGGCACCAGGUCGCCCGUAAGGACCAGGUGAGUCGCCCGCUGGCCUGUUCAAAAAAUAGGUCAAAUUGCAGCACUUACCAGUGAGCUGCUUCAAUUUUUAAAAUUGUAUUUAUUUACUAGCAAGCUGGUCUCACUUUGCUCGACGUUUUUAAUUUUAGGAGAAACAUAACUCAAAUAGAAUUUGAAAAUCCAAGAAAAUAUUUUAAAGACUUGGUCUUAAUUUGUUUAAAUAAAUUCAUUUAUUUUAUUUACUUUGCUUCUUGUAACUUUCAGAAAGACAAUUUUAGAGAAAAAAUACAACCUUAAAAAUUAUUUUAGGAUUUUUAAACACAUACACCUUUUUACCUUUUAAAUUCCUUCCUCUUUUUUCCUGACAAUUUAAAUCAAUGUUCAAGUUGUUUUUUUUUUAUUGUAAAGAAAAAUAAAUACAUUUUAAUUGAACUCUUCAUUUUAGCUUUUGUUUUUUUGACGAAGAAUAUUUGUGAAAUAUUUCUUCAAACUUAUGAUUAAAAUUCAAAAAAACUAUUCUGGCAAAUCUAGAAAAUCUUUACAAUCAAAUUUAAAUCUUAUUUCAGAGUCUUUUAAAUUUAUUUUCAAUUUUUUGUUCUGGAAAAUUUAGAAGAAAUAAUGAUUUGUCUUUGUUAGAAAUAUAGCUCGGUCCAAUUUGUUAUAUAUUCUAACAAAGUGCAGACUGGAUUUUAAACUAUUUAAAACAAGUCAAGUGUACCCCGCCUUCCGCCCGAUUGUAGCUGAGAUAGGCGCCGGCGCCACCCGCGACCCCGAAAGGGAAUAAGCGGUAGAAAAUGGAUGGAUGGAUAAAACAAGUCAUCAAAAUUCUAAAAUUAAUCUUAAUCAGGAAAAAUUACUAAUGAUGUUCAAUAAAUUAUUUGUUUUAUUUUUUUUAAAAGAUUCAAGCUAGCUAGUUUUUCUCUUCUUUUUUUCGGUUGAAUUUUGAAUUUUAUAGAGUCAAAAUUGAAGAUAAACUGUUUCAAAAUUUAAUUUUAAUUUUUUUCGUGUUUUCUCCUCUUUUAAACCGUUCAAUUUAGUGUUUUUUUCAUCAUUUAUUCUCUACAAAAAACCUUCCGUAAAAGUAAAAAAAAUGUACGACGGAAUGACAGACAGAAAUACCCAUUUUUUUCAUAUAUAUAGAUUUAUUUAUUAAAGGUAAAUUGAGCAAAUUGGCUAUUUCUGGCAAUUUAUUUAAGUGUGUAUCAAACUGGUAGCCCUUCGCAUUAAUCAGUACCCAAGAAGUAGCUCUUGGUUUCAAAAAGGUUGGUGACCCCUGUGCUAUUAGCUACUGCCGGAGCUAUUAAAAUAGAUCACAUCAACAUUGGCAGUAACUUAUAAAAACUGAGAAGGACUGAACUGAAAGGCCACCGAAAAGGAAAUCAUAUAAUGCAGAUUACAAGCUAGACGUAGUGAAAUAUGCUGCAAAGAACAGCAAUCAAGCAGCAGAAAGAAAGGACGCUAGCGGGACGCAUACCAGAGGCGACACAGAGGAAGAAUAUUUCAUGGGAUAUAUUGAUUAGGAGUGACAGAUUGUUUGGUUAAAGUAUAGCAUGUGUUAUAGUUAUUUGAAUGACUCUUACCAUAAAAUGUUACAUUUACAUACCAGGCACCUUCUCAGUCUUAUAACGUACACUUAUUCAGCCUGUUUUUCACUAUUCUUUGUUUAUUUUAAACUGCCUUUCAAAUGUCUAUUCUUGGUGUUGGGUUUUAUCAAAUAAAUUCCCCCCAAAAAUGUGACUUAUACUCCGGAGGGACUUAUAGUCCAAAAAAUCCGGUAAGAGUCUCAGAAAGCUGGCUUUAACAAGCUAGCAAGCUACGGAGUUUGCCGCCAUUUCUUGUAAAGUGUAUAAAAAGGAGUAUGGAAGCUGAACAAAUAAGAUGCCAAAAACCGACCACUUUCAUGUGGAAUUGGACAGAAAGGAGGACUUUUUUUCUCCUCCAUUUAAAAAUGUGGAAGUUAUCAACAAUCAAUGCAAGUCAUCAGAAUCAGGUCAUACACCAACUUAUAUUCUUCUCUUAAAAGGGGAACAUUAUCACCAAACCUAUGCAAGCGUCAAUAUACCUUGAUGUUGCAGAAAAAAGACCCAUGUAUUUUUUUAACCGAUUUCCGAACUCCAAAUAGGUAAAUUUUGUCGAAUUAAACGCCUUUCUGUUUAUCAGUCUUUUAGCGAUGACGUCAGAACGUGACGUCACCGAGGUAACACACCAGCCAUAUUCAUUUUCACAUUACAAACACCGGGUCUCAGCUCUGUUAUUUUCCGUUUUUUCGACUAUUUUUUGGAACCUUGGAGACAUCAUGUCUCGUCGGUGUGUUGUCGGAGGGUGUAACAACACUAACAGGGAGGGAUUCAAGUUGCACCACUGGCAAGAAAUCUGCCGCCAGACCCCCAUUGAAUGUACCAAAGUGUCUACACAUUUGACCGGCGAUGCUAAGACAGACAUGGCGCAGAGAUGUAUGGAUAACCUGCAGAUGCAUUUACAACGAUUAAGUCAACGAGAUCACAAAGGUGAGUUUUGUUGAUGUUGUUGACUUAUGUGCUAAUCAGACAUAUUUGGUCACGGCAUGACUGCCAGCUAAUCGAUGCUAACAUGCUACGCUAAUCGAUGCUAACAUGCUAUUAACACUAGCUGUAUGUAAAUUUGAAACUACAUACUCACAUUUAAUGCGAAACAAACACUUACCAAUCGACUGAUUUAAGUUGCUCCAGUGUCACAAGAUGCGAAAGUCCUGAUCGUUUGGUCUGCACAUUUUACCGGCGGUGCUAAUAAGGCAGCCAUGCUAUGGGCCACUUCAUUAGGUAAACCCACGCUAUGGCCGAAUAGAGUCAAUAGCUAUUCGCUCAAUAGCUUCAAUUUUUUUUCAAUUUCGUUUUCGCUAUCUGCCUCCAUACUCCAACCAUCUGUUUCAAUACAUGCGUAAUCUGUUGAAUCGCUUAAGCCGCUGAAAUCCGAGUCUGAAUCCGAGCUAAUGUCGCUAUAUCUUGCUGUGGUAACCGCCAUGUUGUUUGUAUUGGCAGCACUGUAUGACGUCACAGGGAAACGGAUAGUGGUUUCGAAGAUAGCGAAAAUAGGGCACUUUAAAGCUUUAUUUAGGGAUAUUUCGGGACCGGUAAAAUUUUGAAAAAAACUUAAAAAAAGACAACGAGCCACUGGGAACUGAUUUUUAUUGUUUUUAACCCUUUUGAAAUUGUGAUAAUGUUCCCCUUUAAUGAAAGAAAGGAAUCUAUAUGUGUUAAACAUGCUUGUAUGAUCAUCAAACACCUUUAAAGGCCUACUGAAACCCACUACUACCGACCACUAGGGUUGGGUAUCGAGUAUCGAUUGGAACCGGGACUAACUUUCCGAUUCUCCUGGAAUCGUUCAAAAGUUAAAAUUUCGAUUCCUAGUUUCGAUACCCAGUCCGCCGACCGGAAAAAAAUAAUAAGUCCGCCGGAAGUGUUAGCAUAGCCGAGCCUAUGUAGCCAAGCGAGUCAGUCAAGCAUGGAUAGCGGGCGUCGACGGUCGAAAGUGUGGCUUUAUUUUACAAAAAAAAAUGAAAUAUCGGCGAAAUGUAACACGUGCGACAGGACUGUUUCGUGCUUAGGAGGGUGCACGUCGAACAUGAUGAAGCACCUCCAAGUUCAUGGAGUACAAAUAAAUGCGUGUCCCGUCUUCGACAGGAGACACUAUCAGUCCAGAACGCUCACGCAUCCUGCCUGAGAAGGCGGAUAUGGUCAUUUUCCUAAACAAGAACUGUCUCUGAUGUUAUACUGUACCUGCUGCUGAUCUUGACUAGGUUUUGCAAGUUGUUUCUUAUUGUUUAUUUGCUUUUCUGCACCAGGUUAGCCCAUCAGUGGGAGCACGGUAACAUGUUUAAGUACCUGCAGCAUCAAACACGUGUGUGUAAAUGUGUUUACAUGAGGUUUUCAAAAAUAAAGCUCUCUUGAUGAAAGUGUACCCCGGUGAAAAUGUAUUCAUAAUUUAUAAUAUUUAUAUUCAAGUUCAUAGAUUUGAUAUUUAUAUUCUAGUUGAAAACAGCACUGUGAGGAAUUUAUAGUAAAGUUCAUAAGUUAAUAUAAUUAAAAUUGAUGGAAAAAUGUCAGACUAUUUCAUUCAGAAAGACUGUAGGUUAGCUAGCUCAUUUAAAAUAUCCUAAACUUUUUUUUGACCCUGCCUUUUUUAUUUAUUUUUUAUUUUUUUAAAGAAAGAAUUGGAAUCGAGAAUCGUCAGGAAUCGGAAUCAAAACAAAGAAUCGGAAUUGUUUGAAUUCAAACAAUACCCAACCCUACCGACCACGCAGUCAGUUUAUACAUCAAUGAUAAAUUAAAUCUUAACAUUGCAACACAUGCCAAUACGGCCUUUUUAGUUUACUAAAUUGCAAUUUUAAAUUUCCCGCGAAGUAUCACCGGUUGUGGCGGACAUGUUCUUCCAGCACUGCUCACGGCUAAAAGUCGUCUGCUUUAAUCGCAUAAUUACACAGUAUUCUGGACAUCUGUGUUGCUGAAUCUUUCGCAAUUAGUUCAAUUAAUAAUGGAGAAAUCAAAGAAGAAAGACGUAGGUGGGAAGCGGUGUAUUGCAGCUGCCUUUAGCAACACAAACAGCCGGUGUUUCCUUGUUUACAUUCCCGAAGGUGAAGCUGUACUAUGGAACAGAGCGUUCAAGCGAACAUGGUUCCCGACCACAUGUCAACCGGCAGGUUUCGGUGAGAAAAUGGUGGUAAUAAGUCGGCUCUUACCGUAGUUUUGAGCGGAGCUUGCGUCCUCCUGCAGCAAAGGCGGUCACCACACCCCUCCGACUUUCAUGUACCAUAUAAUCUCACUAGUAACACAAUAAGCAGAUAAGAUUUUCCAGAAUUAUCCUAGUAAAUGUGUCUAAUAACAUUUGAAUCGCUCCCACUGCCCUCGCCUUUUUUUUCUCUAGUCCUUCACUCUCACUAUCCUCAUCCACGAAUCUUUCCUCCUCGCUGAAAUUAAUGGGAAAAUCAUCGCUUUCUCGGUCCGAAUCGCUCUCGCUGCUGGUGGCCAUGAUUGUAAACAAUGUGAGGAUGUGAGGAGCUCCACAACCAGUGACGUCACGCGCACAUUGUCUGCUACUUCCGGUACAGGCAAGGCUUUUUUAUUAGCGACCAAAAGUUGCGAACUUUAUCGUCGAUGUUCUCUACUAAAUCCUUUCAGCAAAAAUAUGGCAAUAUCGCGAAAUGAUCAAGUACGACACAGAACGGACCUGCUAUCCCCGUUUAAAUAAGAAAAUCUCAUUUCAGUAGGCCUUUAACUUCUUAACAAAAACGUUUCUUUCAUAAAUAGAUGAAUAUAAAAUAUAUAUAUGAAUGAGGUAGAUCCCCUCGACUUGGUCAAUUGAAAAGUAGGGGCACACCUGGGUUAAGUGAAUUUCCAGGAACUAGGGACACAAUUUUAUUCAUGAGAACUCUUUAUGAAGCCUGCACACACUUAUAACAUUUCAUGCACUAUAAGAUAGGUCAGCAACCUAAAAUGUUGAAAGAGCCACAUUGGACCAAAAGUCCAAAAACAAUUAUGUUUGGAGCCGCAAAAAAAUAAAAGCCAUAUUACAUACAGAUAGUGUGUCAUGAGAUAUAAAUUGAUUCAAGAGGACUUAAAGGAAACCAAAUGAGCUCAAAUAUAGCUACAAAUGAGGCAUAAUGAUGCAAUAUGUACAUAUAGCUAGCCUAAAUAGCAUGUUAGCAUCGAUUAGCUUGCAGUCCUGCAGUGACCAAAUAUGUCUGAUUAUCACUCCACACAAGUCAAUAACGUCAACAAAACUCACCUUUGAGCAGUCAUGGACACCGUUUAAGUUUGGUGGACAAAAUGAGACGGAAAAAGUAGUGGCAAAAAACAAGUCUUAGAAAGUCGGAGAAAGUUAUACAUGUAAACAAACUACCAUGAGUUCAAGGACCGCCAAAAUUAGUAGGACAAAAUGGCGCUCGACAAAUACUUGAAUCAGUGAAGCAUGUUUAAUGUAAACAGUGUGCUUUAUAACAAUUAGGUAUUGCAAAUAUUUCCCUUUCUGACAAGUGAUGGACUAAAUUAUGCCAACCCUUUCACAAGGCAUCAAAUGUUUUCUUAGGUAGAACAAUUGUAAAAUAACUUACUUACUUAUCAGAUGUUCAAAGGUGUUGUGUAGAAAAAUGUGUCAUGUGAGCAGUUGUCCGCACCAAAUACAUUCCUAAUUGCAAACAUGCUCAAAUUCAAAAGGAAGUUGAUGUAUGAACACAAAAGCUGUGCUUGUUCAUAGAGUAAGAAAGGAAACAUAACAAUUAUGAUUUUAGCCCAACAAAAACAUGAUAUUUACUGAAUACAUGUGAUAGUAAACGAUACAAUACAUUUAUUUGAAAUAUAUAGCAAAGCAAUGCUCAGGCUAACAUGAAAUAACAUAGAAAAUAGAUGUGGGUAAUUUUCGACCCAUGUGCAUUGGAAGGGUAGUAGUAAUACAAAAAUAUUUUUUAUUCAAAAAGUAUCAAUCAAUCAAUCAACGUUUAUUCAUAUAGCCCUAAAUCACUAGUGUCUCAAAGGGCUGCACAAACCACAACACAAACAACUACGACAUCCUCGGUAGGCCCACAUAAGGGCAAGGAAAACUCACACCCCGUGGGACGUCGGUGACAAUGAGGACAAUGAGAACCUUGGAGAGGACCACAUAUGUGGGCAACUCCCCCCCUUUAGGGGACCGAAAGCAAUGGAUGUCGAGCGUGUCUAACAUGUAUGAAGAGAAAAAAUAAAAUAACAAUUUUAAUGACCAAAAACAAGUUAAUUGAGGAAUACCUGGAAUACUGAAAGAUUACAUUCAAUUAUUGCAAAGAAACAGAUUAUAAAAACUUAGUUGGGUCACGUUUGACCCGUGUUACGCAUCAAAGGGUUAAGCCUUUACAAGUAGCAAGUAAUUUGCAGUCCAUCUAGUACUAUUGCGAAGUGCGAAAACAAGAAACACAAACUGCAAACAUAGUAAAACAAUCACUUACUGUACAAUGUCCGCUGUCACUGGGAUGCCGACUGAUGGGAUGUUUAUAUCUUUCAGCACAAAACUUGUGUUCCCCGUUUAGAUGAUGAAUCCUUGCUACUCAGGUAGAAACUGCUGAGAGAGAACAAGCAUUAUAUAUUAUAUAUAUAAUAUGUGAUAUAAAGUUAAUUAUUUAUUAUUAUUAUUAUUACUAUUAUUGUCUAUUGUGAGCGAACUGUGUUGCUGAAUUUCCCCCAGGGAUCAAUAAAGUACUUUCUAUUCUAUUCUAUCCAUUUUGCCACAUCUUCGGGUCUCCAUGUAAUUUCAAAGUCUAACAUUUUGGUUUAUGGCCGCAACCUUCUCCUAUACAAGAGAGAGGCACGAUUUAUAAUCUCGUAGAAACUUUUACCAACUCAGAGGCGAUGCAGCAGCAGCUGCAAAUUAUGUCAGUAGCUGCAGUACAAACAAAGCGCCAUGUUUAAGAAAAUAGUUCCUCUGCAUUAGCUCUUAUAUUAUGUAGCUAAUACUUAGUUAAUAUACAAGUACUGAAAUAAUGAUGGUAGAUUUUUGUAUGGUUUUUUUAUGGGUGGAAUAGAGGACUCAAAUUGGCUACAUUGUUGGUCACCUCUUGCUUGCAUUUUUUAAUUUAUUUAGUAUACACAAAAAAGAGAACGUUUGUGUUAUUGUCUCACAUAAGGAAUGUGAAUUAUAGGACAAAUUCAAAGUUCCCCUUUAAACAAUAAACAUGUAUUUUGUGAAACACAAAAGACACCGAUAUCAAAAUGACAUUCUUAAUUUCCAGUUAGUCCUUAAAAGGGAUCCUACUAUAAAAACAUAUUGCAGAAUAAAUAAAACAUAACUUAAGGUGCGGAAGUAGGAACACAUGUGGGAUAAAAAUAAAAAAAUAAUAUUUUGCAUAUUUUGUGUUUCAAUACGUUUAAAAAUAAUAGGGACGGCGUGGCGCAGUGGGAUAGUGGCCGUGCGCAACCCGAGGGUCCCUGGUUCAAAUCCCACCUAGUACCAACCUCGUCACGUCCGUUGUGUCCUGAGCAAGACACUUCACCCUUGCUCCUGAUGGGUGCUGGUUGGCGCCUUGCAUGGCAGCUCCCUCCAUCAGUGUGUGAAUGUGUGUGUGAAUGGGUAAAUGUGGAAGUAAUGUCAAAGCGCUUUGAGUACCUUGAAGGUAGAAAAGCGCUAUACAAGUACAACCCAUUUAUUUAUUUAUUAUAAAAUAAUUGUUUUGAACAUAAUCUAAAAAAAAAUGAACCGGGUUCUUUUUUUUUUUUCAAAGGCUGUGCUUUUAAUUUGAAAGAAUAAAGGACAACAUUCGCAUUGAACAUACUACAUUUUUAUUGAUUUACAUUUAGAAUAGAAUGGACUUAAUUGUCGUUGUAUUCGCAUAUAACGGGAUUAAGGACUCCAAUUUAAGGUGCGGUUGUAGGUACAAAUAUGGGAUUAAAAUAAAAUGAAACUAUUUUGCAUAUUUUGUGUUUCCAUAUGUUUAAUUGAAAAUAUAAAAUAAUUUUUUCGAAAAUAGCCUAAAAAGAUUGAUCCGUGUUCUUUUUUUCAAAGUCUGUGCUUUUAAUUUGAAAGAAUAAAGGACAACAUUCGUAUUAAACAUAUACAUUUUUAUUGAUUAACAUUUAGAAUAGAAUUUAUCAUCAUUAUAUUCGCAUAUAACGAGAUUAAGGACUCCAAUUUAAGGUGCGGUAGUAGUAACAAUUAUGGGAUUAAAAAAAACAACUAUUUUGCAUAUUUAGUGUUUCAAUACGUUUAAAAAAAACAAUUGUUUCAAAUAUAAUUAAAAAAAAUUGAACCGGGUUCUUUUUUUUUUUUUUCAAAGGCUGUGCUUUUAAUUUGAAAGAAUAAAGGACAAAAUUCGCAUUAAACAUAUACAUUUCUUAUUGAUUUACAUUUAGAAUAGAAUACAAUGUACUUUAUAGUUGUUAUAUUCGCAUAUAACGAGAUUAAGGACUCCAAUUUAAGAUGCGGUUGUAGGAACAAAUGUGGGAUAAAAAUAAAAAAUAAAUUUAAUUUUGCAUAUUUUGUUUCAAUAUGUUUAAUUACAAAAUAAAAUAAUUGUUUCGAACAGUCUAAAAAAAUUGAACCGGGUUAUUUUUUUUUUUUCAAAGGCUGUGCUUUUAAUUUGAAAGAAUAAGGGACAACAUUCGCAUUAAACCUAUACAUGUUUUUAUUGAUUUACAUUUACAAUAGAAUACAAUGUACUUUAUAGUUGUUAUAUUCGCAUUUAACGAGAUUAAGGACUCCAAUUUAAGGUGCGGUUGUAGGAACAAAUAUGGGAUAAGAAUUAAAAAUAAAUUUAAUUUUGCAUAUUUUGUUUCAAUAUGUUUAAAUACAAAAUACAAUAAUUGUUUCGAACAUAGUCUAAAAAAAUUGAACCGGUUUAUUUUUUUUUUCAAAGGCUGUGCUUUUAAUUUGAAAGAAUAAGGGACAACAUUCGCAUUAAACAUAUACAUUUUUUUUUAUUUACAUUUUGAAUACAAUAGAAUGGACUUUAUUGUCGUUAUAUUCACAUAUAACGAGAUUAAGGACUCCAAUUUAAGGUGCGAAAGUAGGAACAAUUAUGGGAUAAAAAUGUUGAAAAACUAUUUUUCAUAUUUUGUGUUUCAAUAUGUUUAAUUAAAAAAAUUAAAUAUUUUUUUCAAACAUAAUCUAAAAAAAUUGAUCCGAGUUCGUUUUUCAAAGGCUGUGCUUUUAAUUUGAAAGAAUAAAGGACAAUAUUCGUAUUAAACAUACAUUUUUAUUGAUUUACAUUUAGAAUAGAAAUUGAAUUUAUCGUCAUUAUAUUCGCAUAUAAAGAGAUUAAGGACUCCAACUUAAAGUGCAAUAAUAGGAACAAAAUAUGGGAUAAAAAAAACAACUAUUUUGUAUAUUUUGUGUUUCAAUACGUUUAAUUACUGCAAUGGUGUGUCGACUUGUCCAGGGUGUGCCCUGCCUUCCGCCCGAGUGCCGCUGAGAUGGACUCCAGCGACCCCAAAAGGGACAAGCGGUGGAAAAAUUGAAGGAUGGAAUACGUUUAAUUAAAAAGUUAAAUAAUUGUUUCGAACAUAGUCUAAAAAAUUUGAACCAGGUUCUUUUUUUUCCCAAAGGCUGUGCUUUUAAAUUUGAAAUAUUUAAGGACAACAUUCGCAUUAAACAUACAUUUUGUAUUGAUUUACAUUUAAAAUAGAAUAAAAUGUACUUUAUUGUCAUAUUCGCAUAUAAAUGGUCCCUAGUGUGUGAAUGUGAGUGUGAACGUUGUCUGUCUAUCUGCGGUGAGGUGGCGACUUGUCCAGAGUGUACUCCGCCUUCCGCCCGAUUGUAGCUGAGAUAGGCUCCAGCGCCCCCCGCGACCCCAAAAGGGAAUAAGCGGUAGGAAAUGAAUGGAAAUAAAAUAUAAAGAAUGAAUAAAUAAUCUAAGAACAGCCAACAAAUCAUUUGUUUAUUCUGUUCAACAAUUGUAUUUUUAUUAAUUAAGCUACAAAUAAACAAAAUAAUUAAAAAAAAAGUUUUUUAAUAUCAAAAUUUGCCUUUUUUCAAUAAAAAAUGGUUUCCCAAUGUACAAAAAAUGUUUGAAUUAUUGGCCUUGUGUGCAAGAAAAACCCGUUAAAAACUGCAGCAUUUCUCCUCAUGUCUGUCAUUUUUCUAUUCUAAACACGAUCAAAGAAACCGAGUGUGUUUUAAGUCAAAACUAAAGCAUUACGAAUAAUAUUGAAUCAUUUGUCCUUUUUGAGCUCGGAGCUAAAAGAUCCAUUUGCAUAGAUUGCGGACCACUUUGGAAGAAAGUGGUCUAAUUUAAUAACAAAUAUAUCACUCAGACUUAAGUGCAAUAAUAGGAUUUGCCUUUGCAUUUACCCAAAUUACAUGCACUCUGUUCACGACCGUACACUAUAAUGAUAUAAUAAUUCGGAAUACAUUUAUACCCAACUAUAUUUGGAAAAAAAAAAUAAUGUGCGGUCAGCAAGAAUGAAAGGAUGGAGAUAGCUGAUUAAAUAUUGAUUUUUGUGGCAUAGAAGCUUUUUUUACGAUCAACUAUAAAGUACAUAUUCACAAUCAUAUUAUGAGGAUGUUUAAUUUGGCAGGAAAUGCAUGUUUAUUUAAUGCACAUUUGGUUUAACGCUACACAUGUCAUUGUGUGUACGUUGUGGACGCUUGUGCGACAACGUUACGAUGCUUUGUUUUUUUUUAGCAUAACUGUCUAAAAAGAUUUCAGUCGUGUGGCCUAAACAUUAGGAAGAUAUUUGUCAGGACUGUGACAUGAAUUUAUUUUGCUUCAUCUACGCAAAGGAUGAUUCAAACGGGCAAGACGUGAACGUAAGUACAUGGUUUUUAUUUAUACACUAUGAUACAAAAAGGCAAAACAAAAAGCACGCUCAAUGGCGGAUAAUAAUCUAUGCUAAAACUUAGAACAAAAACAGCACAUUGGCAAUACUAUCUCCAAAAUAAACAGAAGAUAGUAUAAAAGGCACAAGGCAAACCAAAAACUAGCACUGAGGCUUAUAAACAAAGAAGUCUUACGUGGCGUGGUCAAACAAACAGCAUGGCAAAGCAUGAGGGUCCAGCAAGGAAAGGUAGGUGCGUAGUCAUGAUUAUUCAACACAGUCCAGUAGGUAAAGAAGCCAGGGCCGAGGAAAGGAAAACAAAUGACUUAAGUACUGCUGUGGUAAUUAGAACCAGGUGUGAGAGGCUGAGGAUCGGGGCGUGACUAAGGGGACCAGGUGGAAACUAAUGGGUUGGCAUGGAAACAAACAAAACCAGGAAGUGCAAAACGUGAAGCAAGAGUCAAAAAACAAAACAAAACGUGACCAAACAUAAACCUGAUUUACAGGCAUGACAAUAUUCUACAGAAAUACAAGAGGCUUUAAAGCAGGGAUGUCAAACUGGUUUUCAUUGAGGUCCACAAUAAUGUAUGAAUUUCCCUCUGGUUGUCAUUAUUAAUUAUAUACUGUGGUGGGCACCAAGACCAUGCUCAUACUCAGAGAAGGGGUGUGGUUUUGCGUUUUGGGAGAACACAUAAAAAGUGCAUGUUGUGUUGUAUUAUGAUGAUUCUCA
Molecule: messenger RNA, 17124 nt
Organism: Nerophis ophidion (straightnose pipefish)
Lineage: Eukaryota; Metazoa; Chordata; Actinopteri; Syngnathiformes; Syngnathidae
Gene: tmem117
Product: transmembrane protein 117
Exons: 8
Coding region: 318-1952 (544 amino acids)
Biological process (GO): intrinsic apoptotic signaling pathway in response to endoplasmic reticulum stress
Source: RefSeq, a predicted model, not a curated record